This is a messenger RNA of Sphaeramia orbicularis (orbiculate cardinalfish), 1527 nucleotides long. RefSeq names its product cytochrome P450 2K1-like. Gene Ontology annotation, biological process: xenobiotic metabolic process. Gene Ontology annotation, cellular component: intracellular membrane-bounded organelle; cytoplasm. The transcript has 9 exons. Bases 1 to 1527 code for a protein of 508 amino acids. NCBI's taxonomy places the organism in Eukaryota, Metazoa, Chordata, Actinopteri, Kurtiformes, Apogonidae. Gene Ontology annotation, molecular function: oxidoreductase activity, acting on paired donors, with incorporation or reduction of molecular oxygen, reduced flavin or flavoprotein as one donor, and incorporation of one atom of oxygen; iron ion binding; heme binding. The record is from RefSeq and is a predicted model, not a curated record.
AUGGGAAUGUUAGGCUUUAUUCACCAGUAUCCCAGUUCUGUCCCUGUUCUGGGGGCUCUGGUGGUCCUGCUGCUCGUCUAUGUUAUCUCCUCCAGCUUGAUUUCCCAUGGAAACAAGAAGAACCCACCAGGACCCAGACCCCUUCCACUGCUUGGAAACCUGCUGCAACUGGACCUGAAAAGACCCUGUGACAGUUUACUGAAGCUUUCCAAGAAAUACGGAUCGGUGUUCACAGUCUAUUUUGGACCUAAAAAAGUGGUAGUCCUGGCAGGAUAUAAGACAGUGAGGGAGGCACUUGUUAAUUAUGGUGAAGAGUUUGGAGAAAGAGAUUCACUCCUUAUCGCACAGGAAUUUAAUGAAGGUCAUGGGGUUUUAUGGUCAAAUGGGGAUUCAUGGAAAGAGAUGAGACGCUUUUCUCUGACCAAUCUGAGAGAUUAUGGCAUGGGCAAGAAGGCAUGUGAGGACAAAAUCACUGCGGAGUGUCACCAGCUCUUGGAAGUGUUUAAAAAAUUCAACGGAGAAGCUUUCGAUACAACACAACCAAUGAACUACGCAGUCACUAACAUCAUCUGCUCCAUGGUUUAUGGCAGCAGAUUUGACUAUGACGACCCACAGUUUACAGGCUUGGUCCAUAAACUGAACAGACGAGUGCAACUUAUCGGAUCCCCGUCAGUGCAGAUGUAUAAUCUGUUUCCAUGGAUGGGCAAAUGGAUAAAGGACAGAGAGGAGUACUAUAGGAUGGCUAACUUAAUUGAAGACCAAAACUUGGGCCUGAUCAAACGUUUGGAAGAAACACUCAACCCACAGAUGUGCAGAGGAUUCAUUGAUGCCUUUAUGGUUCGACAAAAACACCUGGAGAACUCUGGAAACAACAACAAUCACUUCCACAAGAAAAAUCUAAUGGUGACAGUCUUAAAUCUGUUUGCUGCUGGGACUGAAACAACAUCUACUACGCUCAGAUGGGGGCUUCUGCUGAUGGCCAAGUAUCCAAAGUUACAGGACCAGGUCCGGGAGGAGAUCAGCAGGGUGAUAGGGACUCGUCAGGUGCAGGUCGAGGACAGGAAGAACCUGCCUUUCACCGACGCCGUCAUCCAUGAGACUCAGAGACUGGCCAACAUCGUCCCCAUGGCGCUUCCCCAUAAAACAAGCCAAGACGUCACCUUCCAGGGUUACUUUCUGAAAAAGGGAACCACAGUAUGUCCUCUGUUGACAUCUGUCUUAUAUGAUGAGACUGAAUGGGAGAAACCACACAGCUUCCAUCCUGCUCACUUCCUGGAUAAAGAUGGAAAGUUUGUCAAACGAGACGCCUUCAUGCCUUUUUCUGCAGGUCGUAGGAUUUGUCUUGGGGAGAGUCUGGCCAGGAUGGUGCUCUUCAUCUUCUUCACCACCCUCCUGCAGCACUUUCGUUUCACUCCUUCACCUGGAGUUAAAGACGAAGACCCACGACUGACUCCACAAGUCGGCUUCACUCUUAUCCCUCCAAAGCACAAAAUAUGUGCAGUGUGCAGCAAAAGACCACCACUUUAA